Molecule: messenger RNA, 1891 nt
Organism: Lycium barbarum (goji berry)
Lineage: Eukaryota; Viridiplantae; Streptophyta; Magnoliopsida; Solanales; Solanaceae
Exons: 3
Coding region: 1-1296 (431 amino acids)
Source: RefSeq, a predicted model, not a curated record
AUGACAAAGGGCAUAGUUAAAGCUGUUGAGCGUGAUUCAUGUUUCAAGAAAAAUAAGUUGAAGAAUGAGGGAGACACAUUCCAUGAUUCUCUUUUAGAUUCCAAAAUUAUUGCUCCUGAAAGUGUGAGUGGAACACGGGAAACCAAGGUGGUUGAGACACUCAGUGAGGCAUCUGGUGAAAAUAUUAUAGACGAGGUGAAGGGGAAAAAAAGUAAAAAGGAAAAGAGGAAAAAAGAGGAUGGACAGGUAGAUAUUGUGGCUGGCGACGUUCAAGGUUACACUAAUAUCAAAAAGAAGAAAAAGACAAAAUUAGGACACAGUUGUAAAGAUCUUACACAUGAAAAGAGUGAAAAGAGAGUGAGAUUUUCUGGUCAUGUACAGGUUUUUCCUCCAUCCAGUGAUCCAAGUGACGAGGAGUAUGAAGUACAGGGAGAAAAAUUACUGUGGGGCAAACGAUUCUCAAAAGAAGAAGAUGAAAUUAUCAAAGAUGUUGUUAAUAGAUACAUAGAGGUACAUAACUUGGGCAAACAAGGGUUGCAAAAGGUUUUGAACUCUAAAUCUAUUCCCGAAAUAAGGGGCUGCUGGAAAAAAAUAGGGAGGGCUAUACCGUACAGGCCUUAUACUGCAGUUUAUCACCGUGCACAACGGUUGUUUCGAAGUAAUGAUAAUCGAAAAUACACUGAAGAAGAGUAUGAGAUGAUACGGAAGUUCCAUGGAGAACAUGGGCCCAAAUGGAGGGUCUUGGCUGAUGAACUUGGGAAACAUUGCGCUAAUGUGGGAAAUACAUGGCAUAGGAUAAAACUGGCCAAUCGAAAGAGAGGAAAUUGGGCUCAGGAGGAAAUCCAGACUUUGUUUGAUUUGGUAAAUGCCGAUCUGCAACUGAUGCUUUUUGAAGAGAAGAAAUCUAAGCAUGGGAUGUUACGGGAUAAUAUUCGCUGGAGUGCAAUUAGUGACAAAUUGUCCACCAGGUAUAGUGGACAUUGCUGCACUAAAUGGUACAGACAAUUAACAUCGGCGAUGGUGGCUGCAGGUGAAUGGGCAGAUACUGAUGACUAUCGACUAAUUGAUGCUCUUUUUGAACUUGAUGCGAGUUGCAUAGAGGACGUGGAUUGGGACAAUCUUCUUUCCCACAGGCAUGGAGAGUUAUGUCGAAAAAGAUGGAAAGAGAUGGUCCGUCAAAUAAGUCAACAUGAAAAUAAGUCAUUUGCUGCACAAGUAGAAGUGUUAGCUAAGAGAUACCGCCCUGAUUUGGUUGAAGCAAGAGAGGCCUGGGAUAGGAAACCAGUUGUUCCAUGAAUAUGUUCAUUACUCACAUGGACGUUUAUUUAGAGAGAGAUGAUUAAGGAACAUCUAUUCUGAGGCGGAUCCAGGUUUUUAAAUCAGUAGGUCGAGGAAAUAUAACUGGUCUGUGCCAUGGCACAGCAGAAAAGAUCAUAUAAUUUCUUUGUGGAAUGCAUGGACAAGCUCAUGUAUAUAGCGGUGUCAAAUGGGCGGGCUAUGCUGAAAUUUGGGUGGUCAAUGACCGGUCCAAACUUGAGGGGGUUGGGUGAAUCAUGUUUUUAUGGGAAAUUUUGCCACCCUUACGUGCAGCUAUUGAUCAUUGAUCUCAGAGUGCAGUAGCGGUGCCCUUUUAACGGAGGAAUAUGUAUUACUCGACGAAAUAAUCCAAAAAGUUGGUAUAAAGUGCCAUGUAUAAUUAUUACCUUCUGCUAUCUGAUAAUGGAUGAAGGAUUCUACUUUGGUUCUGAUUAUACUCUUUUCACUCGGCUGACAUUAGAACUGUUGUUUUAAUCGGGGUGGUGCUGGGCCAAUUUGCGCGUGCUACCUCCCACCAAGGCUUUGACAAAUGUGUAGAAAUUAUUUAGUAUUUUUGCCUGCUGUCGUUUGAACA